This is a messenger RNA of Bactrocera latifrons, 3441 nucleotides long. Its product is annotated as glycosaminoglycan xylosylkinase homolog. The coding region runs from base 1811 to 3085 and encodes 424 amino acids. Gene Ontology annotation, biological process: protein phosphorylation. The record is from RefSeq and is a predicted model, not a curated record. NCBI's taxonomy places the organism in Eukaryota, Metazoa, Arthropoda, Insecta, Diptera, Tephritidae. Gene Ontology annotation, cellular component: Golgi apparatus. The transcript has 6 exons. Gene Ontology annotation, molecular function: phosphotransferase activity, alcohol group as acceptor.
ACGGUUCAAUGAGGUACACAAACGUUGUAAAAAGGAAAAAGGAACAUGUAAACAAAUUGUUCUCAUAGAAAAUAAUUGGCUGCUUGUAGUUUGAGCUGAAUAAUUAAGAGCAGUAUCUUCUGAGAGGAAAUAUUCUGGCGCGCACAGGUCUCUGCAAACCGCUACCGGUACGCAUCAAUUGUAGACCCCUCAUCGUCAUAGUACUUUCGCCACGGCCUAAAAUAUCCACAGACAGCAAAUUUUAUGCUUAUAUUCUAGAACAACGACAGGCAAAGAAGUGUGUAUACUACAGCUGAAAGGGGAUGUACAAAACUAGACGACGUAAAGAUUGUUGGCCAUGAGCAACGACAUUACACCCGGCAGUAUGUUCUGUUUUGUGUUUGCCAAUUACAAAUUGUCAUUGCAUUAGUCAAAGGUGCGCUGCGGCAGCUGUUGCRUACGCAUUAAUGUUUUGUCUUGCCAACAACUAAGCGGACAUUCGCAAAAUUUCGUUACAAUAGAAUUUAAUUUAAUUGAAGUCAAGUGCCAUAAUUAAUGAGUUAUUUCAAAAUCAAAACAAAACGAAAACGACGGCGUAGACAAUGGCAAAUGAGCCCAAAGCCCAACGGCAAGUAUACGCGACGGAUAUAGCAAACCAAGGCACAUAAGUUUGCCACACGUUAACGCAUUUAGACGUUCUCAACGAUACGCAAAACAUGUGGCAUAUUAAAAUUUAAGGAAAGCAAAAAAAAAAAUAUUUAUUUGUGCAGGCAAAGUGCUUUUGAAAUAUUUUUGAUCAGUUUGGAAUGGAUUUCUAUGUGGAAAAAUUAAUGUAAUGAUUGUGAAAAACCGUGUUAUUUACCCACAUUAAUCUUCUAAAAAUUGGAAUGUAUGUGCAAACAAAUUUAUGUUAAUAUAUGGAACCGCGUUGUUAUAUAAUAUUUUCAUCCGCACAAGCUACAUUCCUGCUAAAUUUAUAUAACCAUUUGCUAAAGUGAUUCCAAAAAUGGAUGAAAUCUGCGUGCUUAUGAUAAAUUAAUAAAAUGCGGGAUAUUAAUAAAGCAUACAUCGAAAUAAAGUUUUAUAUUUUUGAAAUUAAAAACAAAGCACUGGUAAAAACAUGGUAGAGGAGUUUGGCCAACCAAAAACACAAUAUACUAUAAACUAAUAUAAAAGUAAUCGUCAGUCUUUUGACAACGUGUAUUUUUUUAUAGUAUAAAAYUAAUUAAAACACCAAUAAGCGCAAUUUCUACAGGCCUUCAUUGCCAAAUUUAAGAUUGAAUUAAAAAUAAAUUAUUUGAAACGYUUAACACUUCACCUUCAUGUAUGCCAGCCAAGGAAAAUUAGAGGCGAACAAACAAAAGUGCGGGAAAGUUGCGAAAAUUUUAAGGGUCAUAAUUAAAAAAGAAAAUUGUGAUACCUAUCGUUGUUGCUGUUGCUAAUAGCCGUUCGCUGAUGACUUUGUCAACAACAAAGAGCGACGUUACAACACCAAAUAGAGCAGCUGCCGGCAAAUUUUGCAUGUAAUGACGCUSUCUGUGAUGACGGCGCGCAGAAUAUAUCAACAAAUAUUACAAAAAUAAAGACGCGAUUCUGUAGCGAAACGCCAAUGACAACACGAAGCAUUCUGCCGUCAUUUGUGAUUUGUUGGUCAAAACAAAAAAUAAACAUUUUUAUCGUCUAGUUUACAUUCACACAUAUUUACAUAUGUGUGAGCUCUUCCCAAUAAAAAUUGCUCACUGAAUCAGUUUCCGAGAGUGAGAUACAUUUUGUUGAUAGCUGAAACGUAAUUUUGCAAUUUUAGCAAUAACUUAACAAAAUUAGUGCGACAAUGGCUGCAAAUAAACGCACUGUUGGCAUUAUUGUUGCUCUGGUCAUACUCGUGUGCGUAGUAGCUGGCGCCAAUUUGUAUUUUAUGUAUUAUCUUAACGUUGAAGAAGCUCCGCAUGUAAGCAGCACGCGGGCGUUGGAAAAUAUGAUACGCCAGAAAAUUCGUGAACUUCAUCCUGUGUAUUUAAAUCGGAAUCCCCGACUUUUUAUGUACCGUAAUAAAUUGUUGAAAAACUAUAAACCAGCGCCAUAUGAAAAUGCAACCGUUCUGUGGGAUAUUGCCAACUGGUGGCCACAAGAAAAUGAAAUAUAUCCAAUCUACGAUACCUCCAUGGCUCAACUGCUGCAAACAUUGCGCCUAGAACCGAUAACAAAAGUCACAAAUUUGGCAAAAGGUACACAACUCAAAUUGCUCAUACGUUUGGCGAAUAAACAAAAAGUGAUCUUCAAACCGCAAUGGUAUGAGCGUGAUGCAGUAAUCGAAGGCGCCGUUUAUGCAGGCAAAGAUCGUCACACUGCGGAAGUAUACGCAUUUUAUUUAGGCGCUGUACUCGACUUCAGGUGGACACCUAUUGUGGUGGGACGUGUCGUCAAUUUGAAGACAGAUAUUUAUGACAAAGGUGAUAGCGAGCUGAAGAAUUCCAUGACAAUCACUGAAACGGAGAAUGGUACGGAACAAUAUUGCCUAUUCGGCAAGUGUCAUUACUGUAACGAAGAGGAGACUGUGUGCGGUGAUGAGCAGAAUAACAUAGAGGGUGUUCUCAUAUACAUCGUGYCGGGCUCUUUGGCAAAACGGCGUUCACCUUGGCAACGUACUUACAAAGAGGAUAAACGUGCGCCCUGGGAGGAUGAUAUGAACUAUUGCAAGCCGCUAAAAGAUAAAAUGGAAACAAUGCGUUUAUUGGACCUCAUUGAUGCCGCAAUUUUUGAUUAUCUCAUACAAAAUGGCGACCGGCAUCACUAUGAGACACGCGARGAGCGCUUAGUGCUCAUAGACAACGGUAAGGCUUUUGGAAAUCCCAACAAGGAUCAUCUAGACAUAUUGGCGCCACUAUAUCAGUGUUGUCUCAUACGAAAAACUACCUGGGAUCGACUGCAGGUAUUUUCGGGCGGCGUUCUCACCGAGCUCAUUGAUCGUCUUUCCAAGCAUGAUGCACUUUUUCCUUUGAUCACAGAUAAGCACAAAAGAGGCGUAGAACGUAGGCUACUGGUUGUCUAUGCAGUUGUCGAGUACUGUAUGGACAGGGAAGGUGAUAAAAUGUUUAAGCAGCUAUAGGUAUAUAUGCAAUAAAUUCCCAAUUGUAAGUAAGUUUAUUCAAAAUCUUAUAUUUUAUUACCUAGUAGUAUGUAGUAUAGUAAUGUACAUACAUAUUUAAAUUUAAGAAGAUAUAAAAUUUCAGCAAAAGUAUUUUCACACUGCUCCCUUGGGUAAUUUUAUAAAAUACAUAUGUAUAUAAAAUAGACAAAUACAUUUAAGCUUGUUGAAGUUUGUUAAAGAUAAUGUAAUUUAUUAAGUUAAAYUUAAAAAAAAAUGAAUUUCAUGUUACCCUACGUCCAAGACUUCUAAUGUAGUUGAUCAAACAAAUUGCUAUAUAGUCCUAAUAAAGUCAUGUUACUAUUUUUUACCUUUGA